Messenger RNA from Ixodes scapularis (black-legged tick), 636 nucleotides. Its product is annotated as kelch-like protein 10. The transcript has 3 exons. The record is from RefSeq and is a predicted model, not a curated record. NCBI's taxonomy places the organism in Eukaryota, Metazoa, Arthropoda, Arachnida, Ixodida, Ixodidae. The coding region runs from base 1 to 636 and encodes 211 amino acids. Gene Ontology annotation, molecular function: protein binding.
AUGUUCGCAACGGCAACUCGUAGGGGUGGCCUCUGCGAUGGCGUCUUGAGGACGCUCGACGGCGGCGUCUUCUGGGUUCACCGCGUCAUGCUGUGCUCCCUCAGUCCCUUCUUCACGGUGCUGUACACCAACCCCAUGGUCAAGGAGCCGCCUUGGGACGUGAUGCUUCGCGGAGUAAGCGCCGCCAUGUUGGAACAGCUCAUCUGCUUCUGCUACACUAAGCAGAUCCACGUGACCAACGCCAACGUGGAACAGCUGCUUGAAGUGGCCGACAUGUUCCUGGUGGAGGACCUCGUGCAGCUGUGCUGCUCCCACCUGCGGAGGGAGCUGAGCAUCGGGAACAGCAUGGGCAUGUAUCGGGUGGCCGACCACUACUACUGCCCCCAGUUCAGGGAGAAAGUGAUCCAGUACGUCUGCGAACACUUCUCCGAGAUCACUCGCCAAAGCGAAGAGUUCAUCCACACGCCCUACGAGUACCUCCGCAGCCUCCUCUCCAUGGACGAACUGAACGUACGCAACGAAAAUUACCUGCUGGACGUGUUGCGUCGCUGGGUCGACUACAACCCCACCGUGCGCUCGUCCUUCCUCUCGAGCCUGUUUCAGGGCGUCAGAGUGGGACUCUGUUCCCCCGAGUAA